CCGGAAGCCAUGAACCGGAAGUGAAAAUCUCAGAGAAGAUGGGAUUCCCUGCAGAAUGGGUGCUCUUGGCAGUAGAUGGUGUUGUGUUUUCAAUUCUCUACAAACUCUAUAAAAGCAGCACAGCAGCUACAGAGAAAAUUAAGUCAUGUCCUGAUUUUGAGAUUGGCCCUGACUUAAUGGCUGCACUUGAGAAAGCCCCUGAGAGGACAUUACCUUAUGCCUGUAUAGAGGGCGUAGUAGAUGCCACCGGCAAAACACUGAAGAGUAACUAUGGCAAUGAAGAAGGUGUCAUCAAGAAGUUAUUACUACAGGAACAUAGAACAAAACGCACCCAGGGACAUUGGUCAGACUGGACAAAGGUAAUACGUGACAAUACAGAAACAGUGCCCUUUAUCCUACGUGAUGCGGAGAUUCCCGCUGCUGCAGGGAGUGUGUUUAUCACUGAGCCUCUCCAAGCAAGCACUCUCCAAGAAGAGCUCACUCCAACAUAUGAUGUAUUUGAGCCAAACAAAUCAAGCCUAAUGGAACGAGGUUUAGAUAGAAUUUUUGGUGAUGUGUCAAAGGGAAUUCAAGAAAGUGAACAUAUGUUAAAACUCGGGACUAAUAUUGUCGGAAUCGGAGAGAUAAUUCUACAAGGGGAAAAAGCUGUGAUGCGAGCACCUAAAGCUGGUGGCGAUUAUGUAUUAACUUUAUUUAGCAAAGCUGAAAUUAUUAAACGAUUUGAAUCUAAGUCAUUGUGGUAUAAAGUUGCUUUGGGAUUCUUAGGUGUCACUGGUGUUGUUAUAUUUUCAUACGCCAUUCGAAAAUUGUACAAGACAUGGCAAGAUAACAUCCAACGGGAGCAGGAGACCCAGCGAAUUUUGGAAGCACGACGCCAAAACCGAGAUGGAAAUGAGGCUGGCGAUGGGAAUGUGCAAGAGUGUGUGAUUUGUCUCACAAACCCAAGAGAGGUCAUUGUGCUGAAUUGUGGGCAUAUAUGUCUGUGUGCAGAUUGUGCUGGAGUGCUGCCUUCACCAAGAAAGUGUCCCAUAUGCAGGGCUGACAUCGCUAGGAUAAUACCAACAUUCAAUGCCUAAAUUUUGGCAUCAUUUGGCAAUGCAUUUUUCAUAUUAAUACCCAUUUGGGUGACAGAACAUGAAAAAUUUUGUUUAGAAUCAUUUUGAACCUGCAAAUUAUGUUUUAAAGGUUUUAUAAAAAAUUGAUUUGAUUAAACAAAAGAACUUGUGAUAUAUUAGAAUAUCAUGUAUUCAUUAACACAAAACUACUGUGUACAUGGUUAACUAAACCAAAUUAAAUCAAAAUAGUUCCAAUUUUAGGAAAAAAGAUCAAGUUGAAUGCUGUAUACACAGAUUGGAUGAUUUGAAGCUAUUUAAUUCAAGAUAUUGGGGAUUUUUAUUUGUUAAAAUAUCAAAGGAUUGCUCCGAUUCAUCGGCCAGCGCCUGGCUGAUUGCAUAUUUUGUUCAAAAUUCAAGGUCAAAUCUCAAAUUUGAGGUC
Messenger RNA from Owenia fusiformis, 1494 nucleotides. NCBI's taxonomy places the organism in Eukaryota, Metazoa, Annelida, Polychaeta, Sabellida, Oweniidae. The record is from the annotation of a GenBank genome assembly.